AUGGCAGGAUAUGAAUAUGCAAACCACUUCUUCCGCUACGCUCCCGAGCGCAUCGAAUACGGUAUUAACCGCUACCAGAAUGAGACCCGGCGUUUGUACGGUGUACUAGAUAAACACCUCUCCACUUCCAAGUCCGGCUUCCUCGUAGGCGAUCAUAUCUCAAUCGCGGACAUCUCGCACUGGGGAUGGGUUGCUGCUGCUGGCUGGGCCGGUAUCGAUAUCGACGAAUUCCCACAUCUCAAGGCCUGGGAGGAGAAAUUGGCAGCGCGUCCCGGCGUAGAGAAGGGCAGGCAUGUUCCGGAGAAGCAUACUAUUAAGGAGGUGCUCAAGGAUAAGGAACUAGCGGCUAAGCAUAGUGCUGCGGCGUCGCAGUGGGUGCAAAAGGGAAUGGCUGAUGAUGCGAAGAAGUAAGACUUUGCAUGUUGGGUCUUAAGAGUGACUCCUCUGUACUUCAAAACAUAAGUAAAUAAGUUCAGUCCUAAUUGAAGUUUUGAUGU
Talaromyces stipitatus ATCC 10500 is the source of this 497-nucleotide messenger RNA. RefSeq names its product glutathione-S-transferase theta, GST, putative. NCBI's taxonomy places the organism in Eukaryota, Fungi, Ascomycota, Eurotiomycetes, Eurotiales, Trichocomaceae. The record is from RefSeq and is a predicted model, not a curated record. The transcript has 2 exons. The coding region runs from base 1 to 411 and encodes 136 amino acids.